CCGAGAAGUAUAUGUAGAGGCUGAGUAAAUAUCCUAAACCCUUCAACCGUUUUGUUUUCCAUUUCUCCAACUCCUACAUCAACGCUGCGACGCAAUGGACCAAGUGCUCCCCGUUCCGAACCCGACCAAGGCAUAUUGGCUCAGCGAGCCUCAUGAGCUAGCCCGAUUUCGUUCCACACCAGAUCUGCCUGCAACAUGCGACGUUGCCAUUAUCGGGUCAGGCAUGGCCGGCAUCACAACAGCGUACCAUCUUCUUCACAGCAAUAAACAGCCCCCAAACGUCGUCAUUCUAGAAGCACGAGAGUUAUGUUCGGGGGCCACUGGGCGUAACGGGGGGCAUUGCAAAGUUAAAGUGCCAACAUUUGCGGGCUUCACGCCAGGUCCAGGUAGCUCGACUGUGGAUGACAUGGCUGUUUACGUACAUGGUAUCAUCAAUGGGCUGAAGCAAAUCGUAGAGGAGGAAGAAUUGGACUGCGAGUUUGAGCUCCGUCGAAGCUUCGAUAUUCAACUCGAUGACGACGAGUCCAAACGGCUAAAACGAAUCUAUGAUGAGAGCGCCAAGGCAGGAAGCACGUGGACGAGAACGGUCGAUUACAUAGACGAAAGAUUUGCAGGCCAGAUUACUUCUAUCAACGGGGCAAACACCGCAUUCACUGGUCCGGCAUGCUCCUUCUGGCCAUACAAGUUCGUCUCGCAGCUCUUGGCGAGGCUUCUUGCUCAGCAUCCCCGAUCCUUGAACUUUCAGACAAUGACCCCCGCGACCUCAGUAACAUUAUCCGAGGAUGGAAGCAGUGCCAUCCAUACCUCACGCGGGUCAUUCAAGGCCGAGAAAGUCGUCUUUGCAACCAAUCCUUACACAUCGGGACUCAUUUCCCAAUUCAACGACAUCAUCACUCCGAUCCGUGGCAUGACAUCCCACAUCGUCCCCAAGCAACCAAUUCACCCGCAUCUCUCAAACACGUACAACAUUGAUUUCGGCCCAGAGAAAGGGACCGACUAUCUCAAUCCACGACCGGAUGGUAGCAUCGUCGUCGGAGGCGGGAAAUGGCUCUAUAAUUCUGACCGUCCGUCAUGGUUCAACAACUUCGACGACUCCAUGCCGUUUCCCCCACAAACUGAAGAGUAUUGGGAAGGUUACAUGCAACGAAACUUUCGCGGUUGGGAAGAGAGUGGAGCAGAGUUGGACAAGGUGUGGGUGGGCAUCAUGGGCAUCACCCCGGAUGGGUGGCCGCACGUUGGAAGAGUUCCAGGCGUAAAAAAUCAAUGGAUGCUGGCUGGGUUCAAUGGCGGUGGCAUGUCGAUGAUUCUUACUGUUGCAAAGGCAGUCGCAACGAUGGUGAAGGAAGACGCUGGGUUCGACGAGGUGGCUGGGGGAUUGGGCGUUCCAGAUUUCUGGGGGACGAGUGAGGAGAGGUUGAGAGUAGGAAAAGAUGAAGAUCUGAUGGUAAAGAGAAAGUAAAUUGCCUCGAUAAAUCAGGCUGUUCUCAUUCAAAUGGGACCCAUCUAGGAAGAGCAAAGUAGUCUCCCUUAUAUGUGCCGGCGUCGAUAUCUGCAUUAAUUUUAUCCAACUCAUCAAUGUUCUUGAGUGUCCUUUCGAGCUUUGCGCUAAUAUGUUUGUUCUCCAGCAACACCUUGUAGAGUUCAUCUGGACGAGCUUGAUCAAUCACCAGCUCGCUCUGCCUCAUAUGAAGGUCGUUAAGCUCAUUGGUUACUGUGUCCAGACGCCUGGUGACUUCGCUGACGUGUUUCUGGCACGUGCUGACGAAUUGUCUGAUUCUCAUCAGCUCCUCUCUAAUGUUCUUUAUUUGUUGUCUCUGGGCCUCCCCCUCCGAAUCUAGCCUAGACCAGGCUCCGCUCUUCAAACUCUUCUUGAGGUUUUCUUCAAAAUUCUUUUCAC
Molecule: messenger RNA, 1897 nt
Organism: Mytilinidion resinicola
Lineage: Eukaryota; Fungi; Ascomycota; Dothideomycetes; Mytilinidiales; Mytilinidiaceae
Product: FAD dependent oxidoreductase superfamily
Exons: 2
Coding region: 95-1459 (454 amino acids)
Cellular component (GO): cytoplasm
Molecular function (GO): oxidoreductase activity
Source: RefSeq, a predicted model, not a curated record